Molecule: messenger RNA, 2635 nt
Organism: Cuculus canorus (common cuckoo)
Lineage: Eukaryota; Metazoa; Chordata; Aves; Cuculiformes; Cuculidae
Gene: NDRG1
Product: N-myc downstream regulated 1
Exons: 16
Coding region: 74-1282 (402 amino acids)
Biological process (GO): signal transduction
Cellular component (GO): cytoplasm
Source: RefSeq, a predicted model, not a curated record
CGGCCGCGGGCGGCGGCUGGAGCGCGGCUGGGAGCGGGGAGAGACGGAUCGCAGCAGAUACCAACUACUAACCAUGUCAACAGAGUUCCAGGAUUCUCACCUUGCAGAGGUGAAACCUCUGGUGGAGAAGGAGGAGGCUAUCACUCGCCUCCUUCCAGACUUUGACGUUCAGGAGCAAGAUGUGGAGACUGUGCAUGGCUCAGUCCAUGUCACCAUGUGUGGUACUCCUAGAGGGAACCGGCCGGCCAUCCUUACGUACCAUGACAUUGGGCUGAACCAUAAAACCUGCUUCAAUCCUCUCUUCAACUUUGAGGACAUGCAAGAAAUCACCCAGCACUUUGCAGUCUGCCAUGUGGAUGCACCUGGUCAGCAGGAUGGAGCACCGUCUUUCCAAGCUGGGUAUGUGUAUCCCUCCAUGGAUCAGCUGGCUGAAAUGCUUCCUGGAAUCCUGAAACAGUUUGGGCUUAAGACCAUUAUAGGAAUGGGAACUGGAGCCGGUGCCUACAUCUUAACGAGAUUUGCUUUAAACCACCCAGAGAUGGUAGAGGGAUUAGUUCUCAUUAAUGUCAACCCUUGUGCUGAAGGUUGGAUGGACUGGGCAGCAACUAAGAUUUCAGGUUGGACAAAUGCUUUACCAGACAUGGUCAUUUCACAUCUUUUUGGAAAGGAAGAGAUUCACAGCAACCAUGACCUGAUCCAUACUUACCGUCAGCAUAUUACUAAUGAUAUGAAUCAAACCAACCUUCAUCUCUUUGUCAACUCUUACAACAGUCGGAGGGACCUAGAGAUUGAGCGCCCUGUUCCUGGAAUAAAUGUUGUCACCCUUCAAUGCCCUGUCCUCCUGGUGGUUGGUGACAGUUCCCCAGCGGUGGAUGCUGUGGUUGAAUGCAACUCAAAGCUGGACCCAACAAGGACCACACUUCUGAAGAUGGCUGACUGCGGUGGGCUCCCUCAAGUUUCCCAGCCUGCCAAGCUUGCAGAAGCUUUCAAAUACUUUGUUCAAGGAAUGGGAUACAUCCCCUCUGCUAGCAUGACCAGGCUGAUGAGGUCCCGCACUGCUUCUGGCUCCAGUGUAACCUCUUUGGAAGGACAGAGGAGCCGAUCUCAUACCGGGGAAGGCACAAGGAGCCGGUCUCACACUGGUGAGGGAACAAGGAGCCGAUCCCACACUGGGGAUGGUGCCAGGAACCGCUCCCACACAGACACACGCAUUGAGCUGACGCCGAACUCUGCAAGCAACGCUGAACAAUCAAGCCCCAAAUCCAUGGAAGUGUCCUGUUAAAUGGCUGUGGGAGGUUUAAACUGGUCAGUGUGAAAAAGUAAUGGAUGCCCCCUGUGUAUCACAAAAAUAUAACUGGUAUUAAUCUGAAGUUAUUCUUUAGUAUGAACUUUGUUCACCAGGGUCUGACAGGGACCAAAGAAAAGAAGCAUCUCAUUUGCUCUAUCAUUAUUCUUGUAACUCAGACAGUUGCUGCUAUUGUGUCCUCCUUCAAUGGAUGCCAAAUUCUAAAGGAUACUUGCCAAAAGCUGAUGUGGUUGUAAACACUUCAGAGUCAAACCAGACUUGCUGAAUAUCUUCCUUUAAAAAUCAAAGCUGUUACAUGCCCCUUUAUCUCUUAUUCUCUUGAGUAAACUGGCACAAUUUGAGACAAGUUUCAAAGAGGGGGAGAAAAAAAAUCACUAUUAUAGAUGGUUUUUGAAGAAGGAAAAGAAACAAAUGUGUUAUGGCCUCAUGUUGAAGCUGGAGUCGAAUUCAUUGUAUAUAGCUUGACUUCAACUGAUAGAGAAGUUAAUGUAUCGUGCAUUUAUAGGCCUUCUAAUUCAUUAGUAUUCAAGCCUGUUUUCCUAUGUACAAUAAUAUACUACUAAAAUAGGCAAUUUUAAUGUGACUUUGAGACGAACUAAAUCUUUAAGCUUUUUUAUUUCACUUUUUUGAGAUUUAGUUCCAGUCUUCCUUUCCUUCCCCCCUUCUAGACCCUAAAACUUGCUUAGCCAGAUAAGGACAGGAUUUAAAUUUAAUAAGCAAGGUAGCAUUUCCUUGGAUCUUGGGCUAAAGAGUUUAUACCAUACUGCAAAAGUUGGUGUAGUUAUAACAAGUAGGGUAGCUAUAUGUGCCAGCAAAGCAGAAACGGCUUGAUUUUCUUCCUUCAGACAGCCUCUUAUCUUUGCAGCUCAAGUUUUUGUGUCCAGCACAAUUGUGAUAAAUUCUGACUUCUGUAAGUGAAGUCGGAUCCAGCUGUUCUUUGUCAGGAGAGAUGAGUAACUGUGGGAUGGCAUGUAAUUAGAUACUGUACAUUCAACUGCCACUAAUUACUACAUUUGAAACUCUUGAGAUCUCAGUGGUGCCCAGAAGUAUCUUCCACAAAGUGGCAGAGCAGCAACACUGUAUCUGUAAAAGUGUUUAAUGACUGCAUAAACAUUAAUGAUCUGCUGGUUCUGCAUCUUUUUAGGUAGCCUCCUGAUACCUUGGGUUACUUUCUUCGAUGCUAGUGGUUCAAUACCCUUCCACCAGUCAGAUUUUCACAGUUGAAUGUUCUGAAGUUUGUCCUUCCUUAAGUAGUGGGAUAGGAUUUCCUGAGUUCCGAUGAGUACCUGCUGAUUGCAGUCCUCACACAAACAAGAAAACUCAAAUGCC